Micropterus salmoides (largemouth bass) is the source of this 5741-nucleotide messenger RNA. RefSeq names its product nuclear mitotic apparatus protein 1 (gene numa1). Lineage: Eukaryota; Metazoa; Chordata; Actinopteri; Centrarchiformes; Centrarchidae. The record is from RefSeq and is a predicted model, not a curated record. Gene Ontology annotation, cellular component: spindle microtubule; centrosome; spindle pole. Gene Ontology annotation, molecular function: microtubule binding. Gene Ontology annotation, biological process: establishment of mitotic spindle orientation.
GUUCAAUCUGCAGCUACUCCUUUUGAAUUUUGUCCGUUCGUGGCAGUAGAUUUGUUUAGGUAGACGAAGAGGUUGCAUCUGUCUUAAAGGACGAAUUAUCCGGUGGCCAAAGGCUUUGAAGGUUGAAAACCCUUUGAGGUCAGCCAAGAUGGAUCUUAACUUGGGUGUUAAGGCUCUUCUUAGCUGGAUUAACAGUAUAAAACUGUCUGACCGAGGAUUUACUAUCAACGAUUUACAAGAUGGAACAGUCUUUCUAAAAGUUAUUUCUAUGCUGAAAAAGGAAUCAGUCUCCUGUGUCAGUAAUUCCAUUGAGAAACGGUUUAACCUCAUUGCAGACUUCCUGGAAAAGGAGUGCAGAUUUAGUGAAACCAAUGGCACUUCAUUGUCUUGGGACAAAAUAAGAGAUGGCAUCAACCUAACAGUGGAAAUUUCAAAGGUGCUUUUGUUGCUCGUGUACCAUGACAUAAUGAAUGAGCGUUGCACCCUGAACAUGUUGGAAUGCGAAGUGGAGCGGGAGAUAGCAAACCUAACUGGUUCCUUUGUAAUGGAGAGCGAGGGCUGUGUUUAUCUGAGCAAUGGGCUUGAAGCUUAUUUAAAAAGGAUACAUUUGUCUGUCUCUCAUGAAAUAUUUGAGCGAUCAACAACCACCUCUACCUCCAGCUUGUCGACCAUUUCCUCACUGUCAGAUGACGAGUCCCCUGUCUUGCACCGUGCACAGAAAAUCACAUUCAUGGACAUGCAUACUGUGGCUUCUUCCUCAGUCAGCAAGUCUCCUCUGCAGGAUAUCAUGAACACACCUAAAUUUCAGCUGAGGAAGAUGCAACGACAGAUGAUCAGGGAGAGAGACUACCGAGAUGGUUUGGAGAGAGAGCUGGCCACCAAGCUUGCAUUCAUUGCACAGAGAGAGUCCCAUAUUAACCAGUUGCAGUACCGCCUGGAUAAGUUGAAAGAGGAGCAAGGUGAUCAAGAGCAGGUCAUCAGGGAACAAAUUAAUGAGCUUGAGACCAAGAACAAUGUGUUACAAAUGCGUCUUAAUGAGAUGUUAAAGCAAAAUAAAGACUUCAAGAGUAACUCCUCACUUAUGGAGCGCAAAGUGGAUGAGCUGACAGAAGAAAAUGGUGUACUCUCUUCCCAGAUGAGAGCAGUGUGUUCACAGCUGGCCAUCUUUGAGAAAGAAGUUGACAGGCUGACAGAAACUCAAGCAUCUGCUCAGGAGGAGUGGAAAAGCAAAACAGGCCACCUAGAGUCUGAGCUCAAUCAGGCUACUGCUGAAAAGGAGCUUCUGACUGAACAAAUCCAGAUCCUCCAGGGAAAGAUUUCCUGUUUGGAGGAAGAAAUAAGCAGGGCUGCUAAGGAAGAAGUAGGAGAGAAUAUGGGGCCUGUAAUGGAGAGAGAAAUGUUUGAGAUGGAAAUCGGUGGUUUGAAGAAUGAGCUUGUGAGCAUGCUUAGUUCCCUGAAAAAGGCAGAAAUGGAGAUUCAGGUCAAAACACAGCAGCUGGCAGAAUAUCAGGAAGAAAUUACUCAACAAAAGGAUCUCCUGAAGCAACAGAAGUCAUGCACUGAAGAAAUUAUUCAAGCCAAGGAUGAAAUUAUAGACAAGUUGCAAAAGGAGAUCACUGAACAGAGAGUAUUCCUUCAGCAAGAGAUCCAAGAUCUCAAGCUUCAACUUCACCAAGUUGAGCAUCAGAAAACUGAGCAGACAACCAGACUACAGCAGCGAAUUACUGCUUGUGAAGCAGAAGUUGAAAAACUAAAGGAAAUUAAGAAAGAGAAGGAAGAUCUUCUCUGCCAGACUGAAGAAAAGGUGAAAGAUCUUGAGACAAAGUUAUAUGCUGCCAGUUCUCUCUUGGCUGGUAAAGACCAACAGAUUAACGGCCUUAAAGAAGAAGUUGACAUUCUUACAGAUGAAACAAAAAAAAACAAAAGUGAAAUUCAAGCCAAAGAGGAAAUGCUUGCCAAAUUACUUCUGGAGAAGUCUAACGAGCAAGAACAUUUUCACAAUAAAAUCCAGACCUUGACAGUCCAAGUUCAAGACCUUGGCUUGUCGCUCAGACAGGCUGAGCAGGAUCAACUUAAGCAAGACCUACUAACUAAAACCCAGCAAGAAAAUGUUCAACAAAGGGAGAUACUCCAACAACAGAUUGUAACCUGUGAAGAAAAGGUCCAGCAGUUAAUUGAAGAGAUACAGGUCAAAAAUGAGCAGCUUGUUGUUCUAAAGAAUGAGGGCUCUCGACAGUCUGAAUCUCUGGAGCAAGAGAUUAAAGCUCUAAAAUGCCAACUAGGACAUCUGAAUGACUCUCUCAGGCAGGCAGAGGAACAAAUUCAGUCUCAAGAGGUAAUGCGUACAAAACAGGAGCAGGAAAGUGAAAAUCAGAAGGCGAUCCUGCAGCGACAACUCUCUGCUUCUGAGGAAAAGGUGAGGAAGAUGAAUGAGGAGAUCCGGAUUAAAGAGGAACAGCUGAUUCUGCUGAAGACUGAUGGCUCAGAGCAGUCACAACUUCUACAGCAACAGAUCCAAGAUUUAAAGACACAAGUGGAGAUUCUACGCUCAUCACUGAGGAAAGCUGAAGAGGAUUUUAAAUCCAAGGAAAAUCUGUUUGCUGAACAGCAACUACAGAGUACUCAGGGUAUGGAGGCACUCCAAGUGCAGAUGGUAGCAUCUCAAGAUGAGGUGAAGAGGCUAAAUGUAGAGAUCCAUGCCAAGGAGGAGCAGUUGGUUCUCCUAAAGACUGAGACCUCUACACACUCUGAGCUGCUACAGCAGGAGAUUGAAAGCCUGAAUAAACAAAUAGAAAAUAUGAACCGUUCUCUUGAGAUGGCCAAGGACCAGGUUCAAGCCAAAGAAGACUUGAUUGCCAAGCAAGAGCAGGAGAGCACUUUGCAGAUUGAGGCACUCGGAAAGCACAGUGCAGUUCUCGAGGAAGAGGUUAAUCGGCUGAGAGAGGAGAUCCAAACUAAGGAGGGUGAGCUGGACAUGUUAAAGGUCGAGAACUGCAAGGAGUCAGAGGUGCUACAGAAUGAGAUCCAUUCUCUGAGGGACAAAGUACAAAGUUUGAAUGAAUCCUUGAAGACUACACAAGAGCAGGUUCGUGCAAAAGAGAAUCUGCUGACUCAGAAGGAAAUGGAGAUUUCUCAGGAAAAAGAUGCAUUCCAAAACAUGAUGGCAACCUCUGAAGAGGAGAUGAAAGGGCUUAGGGAGCAGAUCAAGGCUAAAGAGGAACAGCUGGUCACACAAACUAAAGAGAGCUCCAUAAAUUCUGACUUGUUCCAGCAAGAGAUUGAAUGUCUAAAAAGCCAACUAGCUAAUUUGGGUGACUCUCUCAGAAAGGCUGAAGAGAAGAUUCAGACUCAGCUAGCUGUGCUCACCAGCCAGGAGCAGGAGAGCGCUCAUCAGAAUCUCCUGCAGCGACAACUCUCUGCUUCUGAGGAAAAGGUGAGGAAGAUGAAUGAGGAGAUCCGGAUUAAAGAGGAACAGCUGAUUCUGCUGAAGACUGAUGGCUCAGAGCAGUCGCAACUUCUACAGCAACAGAUCCAAGAUUUAAAGACACAAGUGGAGACUCUACGCUCCUCACUGAGGAAAGCUGAGGAGGUUUUGAAAUCCAAGGAAAAUCUGUUGGCUCAUCAAGAGCAAGAAAAUACUCAACAGAGGGAAACACUCCAAAGCCUACAAGAGAAAGUCAAACAAGCUGAGAUUCUGCAGAAACAGAUUUCUUUGCGUGAAGACGAGAUCCAAAAGCUUAAAGAAUCUCAAAGUAAGAAAGAAUGCUGCUUCCUUCAGACUGAGAGAGACCUCCAGAAACAGCUAUCGGCUAAAUCGGAAGCUGCGGAACACUACAAGGCACAGAUGGAGAAGGCAGUGAACCAUUACAAUGGCAAAAAGCAGCUUCUUCAGGAAAGCCAAGAGGAGGUGGCCCAUCUCAAACAUUCCUUAGAGGCUAAAGAGCGAGAAGUACAGGCCAUUGCCAUGGAAAAGAAGAUUCUUCAACUGGAUUUGGAGAAAGCCCUAACCAGUGAGAAGAAACUUGUGAGCACGGUGGCUAGUUUGGAGGCACAGCUGACCUUUGCUGACCGUAAACUGCGUGCACAGAAUAAGGUUCAAGUUAAAGAAGAAAGGUCAACAGAGACAUGUUUCUUUGAGGUUCCCGGCAUGCGCUCAGGGUUCAGUAGAGCACGUGAAGUGAAGAGAACCAUGAGUGCUGACAGUCUGGACCAGAGCUCUCUGGAAGAUUUUCUGGACUCCACAAGGAAACUCUCAGCGCCUGAUGAAUCAAGACCGCUUGUCCGCAGUUCAGAGCGCUUGGCAGAGAAACGCCGGGGUCUAUGUGCCGAGUCACUGGAAACCCUUUACUUUACACCAAUAAACAACAAACAGAUCAACAGGACCAGUACAGCGCACAAAAUGGAAGUGGAUUCAGCCUGUAGAAAUCCAACUUCUUCUGUGAAGCGACGCAGGACCACUCAGGUUAUUAACAUCACCAUGACCAAGAAAACCCCAGGUGGAAGUGAAGCUGAUGAAACUUUCUAUAGUCUGGCCUCCGCUCGCUCCCAACCAAACCUCUCCAAUGCCUCUGCACAACCCGUGUCUAUGGAGCUCUUUGGCACACCAGCCAGAAUGACCGGCGCUGCCAACGACCAGCUCAUCGGUCUUCCAGGGUACAGACGGAGCGCAGUCCAUUCACAAACCACGAGUACAUUCUGCGUGGGGGCAGAGAACGAGCCAGACGGUGCACCUGACGAUUGGAUGAGGAUUGCUGAGCUCCAGGCCAGGAACAAGGCCUGCCUUCCUCAUCUAAAGAGCAGCUACCCUGUGGAGUCUGAGACCGGCCAUGGCAGUGUGUUCGUUUUUACAGAUGAAGAACUCAGAAUGGGCGACCCGUCUGACACAAUCCGUCGGGCGUCUAUGAUGCCUGGCCAGCUGCAAGACUCUCUCUCCUCCCACCGGCACUCCCUCAUGGUGGGACACGCAGGUGCCGCAGCCAGCAGACGUUCUCAUCGCAUGUCCUUGAUGCCAGGCCAGCUGCCAUCCAACACGGUCAGCUCCUCUCAUCUCAGGAGUCCGAAAGGGAUUAAGCGGUCUUCAUCUACAUUGUCCAUACAUCAGACUUCGCCAGAGAAAAGGGUGAAGGCCAGCUGCUUCCCCCGUCCACUGACUCCCAAAAACAAGAACGUGAACAGUGGGCCCUCCACCUCUAAGCUUCACCCUGCCCUCAGUCCAGCCGAGCGGAGGCAGUCUAUGAUGUUCACUGUUGAGAACACCCCUAAGAACAACAACUACCUGAGGAAAGGGCUGAACAAACUACGCAGCUCCACGCGGAAAUCCCCGGGCAAAAGCUCAAAGAAGUCGCCAGCUCAGACAUCUGCGCGCAAAUUCCAGGAAAACACACCUUCUGCAAAUUCUCGCACUGGAGUGGGGCGAGCAGGCAGAACUGGAAGCUCUCUUGUGGCAGCUAAAGGACAGAGGAAGUCUCCACGAGCCACCACCAGUACUGCAAAGUCUCCUGGACUGACCGCUAGUGCUCGCAAGAUGAUGAGCAGGAUGAAGGUGUGAGGACUGGUUCCCAAAUUGGAGUCCACAGUUUUACUUGAUCAUACUUUUUUUUCACUUUUUCUUUUCUCAAACCCAACUUUGUUUUUAUUGUUGUCGUUGGGACUUUUGACAAUCUUGUCUUAAUCUGCCUUUUAUUUUUCUUUGUAUUAUAUUUACAUGUUUGUCAAUAAAACAAUAAAAAAAUUGCACAUUG